Gadus chalcogrammus (walleye pollock) is the source of this 1465-nucleotide messenger RNA. RefSeq lists its product as uncharacterized. The coding region runs from base 231 to 857 and encodes 208 amino acids. The transcript is spliced from 4 exons. Gene Ontology annotation, biological process: regulation of lipid metabolic process; triglyceride homeostasis. The record is from RefSeq and is a predicted model, not a curated record. Lineage: Eukaryota; Metazoa; Chordata; Actinopteri; Gadiformes; Gadidae.
CAAAAUCGAAACAAACCCCUGAAAAACUGACGCUCAGGGAACCACUCUUUAGAGCACGGGAAAAGCACUGCAAAAACUGUGACUCCUCAAAGUGACAAAUAGUGUUUGCAGUGCACAAAGCAGUGCAUAUAGAAGUGCUGCGGUUUCAAUACCGACACAAUUAACAACACCACCACCAACAACAACAACAGCAACAAUCCCAGGGCUUCUGAGCCGGAGAAGGACGUCACAUGCGGAACAUGAAGCCGCCUCAGAGCACUUGGUGGCAUCUGGUUGGUCUUUCUGCCGUCUUCCUGUCCGGGAGCUACGCGGCCCCCGUGCAAGAGCGUGAGACAGCGGCCGGGGCCGGGGCCGGGGCCGGGGCAGCUGCCUCAAAGGAAGAUGUGAACGUGCUGGCCUUCGGCGUGAUCCAAUUGACCGAUGCGCUCGGCCGGGUGAAGGAGAAGACCGGGAGCAAGAUGGACGCGAUCGGUCGCUCGCUGUCGGUCCACGACGACUGGCUGUCGCUGCUGCUGGGGGAGGCACGGAGGGCGUCCUCUGCCAAGCGGGGGGCUAAAGAAGAACUGCACCAGCUACAGCUCCAGAUGGCCGGGGUGACGGCCCAGGGCAGGGAGACUCAAGACACGCUGGCCCGGGUGGACCGGGAGGUCCAGGGGCUCUGGGCCAGAGUUGGGAACGUGGAGGAGUACCUGGGCGUCAACGUCGCCAACCACAUCAAACAUCUACAGGAGAAGACGAGCGACCACUCAUACGUCCUGAGGUUGCUCCAGCAUUUCGCCAAGUACCAGGAAGAGUUGCUGGACGGGCAGAGCCGGCAGCUCUCCAGACUCCUGCAAAUGAGCGAAGAGGACCAUUAGCUGUGCAGGAAGUCAGCGGGGCUGCCAGACUAGGUGAAGCACCAUCACCUCAACAAGAACGACAACACUUUGAUGGAGCAGUGUAUAAAGGCUUCAAAGCCUGAUGCUUUGCAUGUGUAAAUAUGGGUAAAUAUGUGUAAAUACUGUGAUUAUUUUAGUAGCUUUAACCGUUUAUUUAAAGAAAAACUGUUUUAUUUAUGUGGUGCUCUGGUAAAAGUAUUGAAAUUUAGGUUUCAAAGACAAACCCUCCCUCAAAACCACCAACAUGAACACAGUGUAUGAAUGUAUCGCAGUGAAUUAAAGAGCGGGACUUUGAAUGAAUGCGACAAUGGCGGCAUAGGAAUGAAGCAAUAUGGGUUGGUGCAGGACCACCGGUGCGGGCUACCUGUAGGUGGUGUGGGGCGUGUACACGUAGCGCGCGGGGAACUCCAGCACGUCCUUGGUGGGCCGGACACGGGGGUCCGGGUAGGGCUUGACGUGCAGCAGCUCGGGGGACAGACAGUAGUGAGGGGAGUCGGGCGCGGGGGAGAUGUCGAUCUUCAGCUGGGCUGAGAGACGCAAGUGUCGCAGAGGGAGGGACACACACACAGAGAGAGAGAGAGAGAGAG